AUGGGGGACUAUCACUAUAUCUACAAGGACUUGGACGGAGCCUCCACCCAGUGGAACGAUAAUCAGGCAAAGCUUGGCAAUCUUCCGCCCAAGAAACCAGCGUUUAAGCCUCCUCCCUUCACUCCGGCCGACGACGAAGCCUCUCUUCCUAAAGACAAGUCUUGGACUGAUGAUAAGACCCAACAGGACCUCGAAGACGAUCCCGAUCUGGGCGACGAUCCCGAUCUGGACGACGAUCUCUUCCUCGAGGAAUACAGGAGGAAGAGGUUGUUUGAAUUGAGAGAAGCGGCUGAGGUUGCAAGUUUUGGAUCGGUGGUUCCAAUUUCGGGAUCAGAUUUUGUGCGUGAGGUUUCUCAAGCUCCACUUGAUGUUUGGGUGGUGGUGAUUCUCUACAAAGAAGGAAUUGCAGAAUGUGGAUUGUUGAUGCAGUGUCUCGAAGAUUUGGCAACCAAGUACCCAGAUACCAAAUUUGUGAAAAUAAUAUCCACGAUUUGGGGGACGAUAAGAUGGAGCUGCUGGUGCUAA
This is a messenger RNA of Rosa rugosa (rugosa rose), 525 nucleotides long. RefSeq lists its product as uncharacterized. The transcript has a single exon. NCBI's taxonomy places the organism in Eukaryota, Viridiplantae, Streptophyta, Magnoliopsida, Rosales, Rosaceae. Bases 1 to 525 code for a protein of 174 amino acids. The record is from RefSeq and is a predicted model, not a curated record. Gene Ontology annotation, biological process: protein folding. Gene Ontology annotation, cellular component: cytoplasm.